CCACGUCAAACGGCGUGUGCACCAUUUUUUUUUUCCAUAUAAAUAUUUGAUGAUAGAUAGAUAUUAUAUCAUUUAUCAAACAGCUGCCAGCCCUAGUCUCAUAGAUUCAUUGAAGAAGAAUUCAUGGACUCCUCCUCUUCUGAUGAAUUCCCCACCGGUUCUUCAUCCCCAUCUAGAAAGGAAGUUCAGAUCCAAGGCCCUCGGCCACCGCCACUCAAAGUCCGUAAAGAUUCCUACAAGAUCAAGAAGCCACCUCUCGCACCGCAAUCUCAACCUCAACCUCAACCUCAACCUCAACCUCAACAGCAACCGCCUCGUCGGCCGGUGAUUAUCUACACCGUCUCUCCUAAGGUAAUCCACACCACCGCAAGUGACUUCAUGACACUAGUUCAACGUCUUACUGGCCCCAAUUCAACAUCUUCUUCUUCUUAUACUACUGUACAAUCAUCAUCAUCAUCGUCUGCAUCAUCUUCUUCUUAUGUUGAUAAUAAGGAUACUAUUCUUGCUUCUCCGGCGGCGAGAUUUGCGACGAUAGAAAAGGCGAAUACUGCCCCUUCUUUCCAAGGGGAGAAGUCAAGAAAGGGUAGUAGUGGUGUUGAUGUGGUGGAAGUGGAAGGAUUAGAAGAGGACAUGAAUGGAGUUGGUGCAAGUGGAACGGUAUUGGAGAGGAAGAGCUUUUUUCCAGGGAUACUAUCACCUGUUCCAUCAUCUCUUCCUCCUAUUUUUCCCAACUUCUUCUCACCUACAAUACCUCAUGACCCUAAUUCAUCACUUGCUUUCUUACAAGAUCUAAGUCCCAUGUUCCAUGGAAACAGAAAUUUUAUUGAGGGUACCAUGGUCCCAAGCCCUACUUCCUUCUUUUCUUCAGCUCCUUUAACUUCUCCUACUCCAUUUAUGGAUCUCUUUAACCAGUUCGACUUCUAAUUAUGUUUCCAUAGAGAUCAGAAGAGAGGAGGGGGAAGGGAGAUUAGAAGUGAUAGUGAUGUCUGUUUUUCUUUUUUUUUCUUUUUUUUACUGCGUACUCUCUCUCUCUCUCUCUCUCUCUCUCUCUCUCUCUCUCUCUCGAAUUGAUAAUAGUAUAAUACAAUGUUACAAUGUGUGGGGGGUGGUGGGGGAGAGGGAGAAUUGAAGGGAGAUUAUUAGUCAGUGGGGAGUUGGAAAGCAUUUAAUCGGCUUUAAAUUUAGUGGGCCAUUUGAUGGGUAUAUUGGGCUAUACAUCUCUCACAAAUCAAUCUUCUUCCCCCUUAUCCUUCUUUCUGAGAUAAAAUUUUUGUCUUCAUGAAG
Macadamia integrifolia is the source of this 1284-nucleotide messenger RNA. RefSeq names its product nuclear speckle RNA-binding protein B-like. Bases 124 to 924 code for a protein of 266 amino acids. NCBI's taxonomy places the organism in Eukaryota, Viridiplantae, Streptophyta, Magnoliopsida, Proteales, Proteaceae. The transcript has a single exon. The record is from RefSeq and is a predicted model, not a curated record. Gene Ontology annotation, cellular component: nucleus.